Molecule: messenger RNA, 2733 nt
Organism: Trichechus manatus latirostris (Florida manatee)
Lineage: Eukaryota; Metazoa; Chordata; Mammalia; Sirenia; Trichechidae
Gene: POLR1E
Product: RNA polymerase I subunit E
Exons: 12
Coding region: 67-1326 (419 amino acids)
Biological process (GO): RNA polymerase I preinitiation complex assembly; DNA-templated transcription; transcription elongation by RNA polymerase I
Cellular component (GO): RNA polymerase I complex
Molecular function (GO): DNA binding
Source: RefSeq, a predicted model, not a curated record
UGUGAACUAACGCACCCGGUAGCCAAGGGUGUCUCAGCUUUGGGUUGUGGCAGCUAGACGGGCGAGAUGGCGGCGGAGGUGUUGCCGAGUGCGAGAUGGCUGUACUGUGGGGAGCCCGACGGUAGCCAAAGAGCUGUACUGGUCCAGUUCUCCAACGGGAAGCUGCAGAAUCCAGGCAACAUGCACUUUACCUUGUACAAGAGUAAAGACUUCACAAACCCGAGGAAGAGGAGUCAGCGGAUCUUAGCAGCUGAAACAGACAGACUUUCCUAUGUGGGGAACAAUUUUGGGACCGGAGCCCUCAAAUGCAACACUUUGUGCAGGCACUUUGUGGGAAUUUUGAACAAGACCUCUGGCCAAAUGGAAGUAUAUGAUGCUGAGUUGUUCAACAUGCAGCCACUGUUUUCAGGUGAGUCACUUGAGAGUGAGCUGCCAUCACAGAGUCAGACCAAAACCUUCAGAGAGAAGAUGGAUUCUUGCAUUGAAGCCUUUGGUACCACCAAACAGAAGCGAGCUCUGAACUCCAGGAGAAUGAAUAGAGUUGGCAAUGAAUCUUUGAAUCUUGCAGUAGCUAAAGCCGCAGAGAAUAUCAUUGAUACAAAGGGGGUGACUGCUCUGGUCAGUGACGCCAUCCAGGAUGACUUGCAAGAUGACUCGCUCUACCUUCCUCCCUGUUACACUGAUGCAGACAAGCCUGAAGACGUGUAUAAAUUUGAAGAUCUUCUUUCCCCUGUGGAGUAUGAAGCUCUUAAAAGUCCAUCGGAAGCUUUCAGGAAUGUCACAUCAGAAGAAAUACUGAAGAUGAUUGAAGAGAACAGUCACUGCUCCUUUGUCAUUGAAGCAUUAAAGUCCUUGCCAUCAAAUGAGGAGAGCCGAGACCGCCAGGCCCGAUGCAUUUGGUUCCUGGACACCCUCAUCAAAUUUCGAGCUCAGAAAGUGAUUAAGCGGAAAAGUGCCCUGGGACCUGGAGUUCCGCACAUCAUCAACACCAAACUCCUGAAGCACUUUACCUGCUUGACUUACAACAAUGGCAGUUUGCGGAACUUAAUUUCGGAUUCAAUGAAGGCAAAGAUUACCGCGUAUGUGAUCAUACUGGCCUUGCACAUAAAUGACUUCCAGAUUGACCUGACAGUGUUGCAGAGGGACUUGAAGCUCAGUGAGAAAAGGAUAAUUGAGAUAGCGAAAGCCAUGAGGCUGAAGAUCUCGAAAAGAAGGGUCCCUGUGGCAGCUGACAGGGAAGAGGAGCACAGACUGGGCACUCUGUCCAUCCCACUGCCUCCAGCCCAGACCUUGGACCACCAGUUAAAGCGGAGGAGAGUCACCUAGCUGUCUGCUUGCCACACACAGCGUUUCGGCCACAUCAUAGCUACCGCUUCUACUCAUGUCCUCUUUUAUUUUUAAAAAGAAGCCUUGCUUUGGUGCCGGUAUGAAGCCAGAAGCCUGCAUCUCAGUCAUGCUUGUCUGAAGCAGAAAUAUAAUAGAGUGAUGGCCAGAUUGGACUUCAUCUCCCUCUAGUUUUGCUGUGAUUAUAAAUGGCUUGCAUUAUUUGUGUUGGUUUACAGGUUUGGGGAUUUGGGAAGGUGGAGCCUGGGGAAUUUGGAAGUAUAAGAUCUCUCCAGUCUGAACCCUGGGCCAAUCUAAGGGAUGAAGGUUUAUAAAGAGAAAUGUGAAAUGGCAUGCUUAGAUCUGGAAGGACCAGUGGAGUACAUGGUGAGGAGGCUGUAGCCUAGCAGGCUGGAAAAGGAGGCUUUAGACUUUAUUAGUGGCUAACUGUGGGUCACCAGUGGGAUGGGGUUGCCAGAACAGGCUAAGUUAGUUUGAGGCUGCCUCAACCAGAUAGAGCCAAAUUAAAGGAAGUGCUCACUCCAGUUGCUUCGCGUGGCUCAGACCACGUGGAGGGCUGCGGUCAGCCCUGAAAGCCAUACUUUUGAGAGGUAUGAAUCAAUCAGAGUUCAGUAUAGCAAACAGAAACUUUUCUAGGUUUCUUAAUAAGAAAGGGAUUUAAUACAUGGACAAAGUGCUAUAAAAUUUUUGGAAGGCCUGGAGUUUAACCACCCAUUUCCACUGCCUUGUCUGUCAGCACAGUCCAAAGAUCAGGAAGCUGGCCUCCAUCUUGCUUCUUUCCUAUCUAAGUACAUUUGCAGGAACCUAAUUUGCAUCUAGAAUCCUAGCAGCAAGGGAAUCUUAGGUUUCAUCUAUCCAGCCUCUAAUGAUAGGAAGGCAUACUAGAAGGAGGUGGGAAUGGAUGCUGUCUGCCACUGGUGAGAUGGAGUAAUCAGUGUACAGAGAGGUGCUGUGAGGACCGGGAAUGUGGUGACAUGGAGGGACUUGGGUUCGUGGCCAGUACUUGGUCUCAGAUCUCCAAGGCUUUGCAGGUGAGGUCUUGUGCUUGGUGCUGGGGAGCCAGGGCCAGUGAAGGAAAGGAGGCUGUCUCCCUUCAGAGUUCAGCUCUCUGAAAUGGAAAAGGAGGAAGUUUACACAGCAGCUGGACCAUCCGUUAAGGUCAUGGUGGAAAUGGGUUGUGGAUGAGUGUUGGGACAGGUGGUCCCCUCAUAUUUGAGUUCUGGGAUGCUGUCAUCGGAGCCACUUCUGUGGCAAGGACACAUGUAAAGUGCGUAUCUUCCAUGCUCUCCAUUUGUCUCUGAUCCUGGAUGGUGGUCAUUUGUGGCAUUUUGUCUCCCUCCAGCAGAAGUGUGGACAGGAAAUCCAAACAACUGUUUUUUCUUUCUCUAA